GAGGUUUGCCUGCUUCCCCAAGAUGGCGGAGUCCAUAGAGGAGUUGUUGUCUGCGCUGACAGGACCCGGGGAGCCCCUGGAGGAGCUGAAGACCCUGAAGACGGCGGCGCUGGCCCUGCCCCUGAGCGUCCUGAGAGAGCGGGCCCCGGGGCUGCGGCUGGGCCCCAUCUUCUCCCUCAUGAACGACCGGGACACGGAGCAGGUCACAUUGUGUGUUGCGAUUCUGGAGCGAUUCCUUCAAGCCUCGGAGCCGCUUCACAUCGCCCGGAAUUAUAAGGAAGAACUCCAGAGGGGGCUGUAUCACCCGGAGGAGGGCGUGCGGCUGCUGGCUAUAUCACAGGUUGGUAGAAUUGCGGAAAGUUCGGAAGCCAGGACAGAAAUAUUGAACAAUCUGGAAUUACUGAAACAGCUGAUUCUGUGCAUCGGAGAAGACAAGAUCGCUGUGGCGAAGGAGGCUGCCACGUCCCUCGCCAGGAUUGCCCGGAGCGCACCCGGUGUCCAGCUGCUGUUCGGAGGCAACUUGUUAGCAGACCUGAGAUCUGUCAUGGCGGUCAGUGACGUCGUUCGUUACAGAGUCUAUGAGCUGGCGGUGGGCCUCUCGUCUGUGUCCGCAGAGUCUCUGAGCGUCUGUGCCGAUAGCGGCAUUGUGCCUCAGCUCCUGGAGGAGCUCACCGGAGACGACAUCCUGGUCAGGGUGACCUGUGUGGAAAUGGUCUCUGCGCUGGCGGGCACACUUCAUGGGCGCCAAUAUCUCGCCCGGCAAGGAACCAUCGACAAGAUAUCGAAUCUGAUUGUUGGGGCCGACUCGGACCCCUUCUCCGGGUUCUAUUUGCCAGGAUUGGUGAAAUUUUUUGGAAAUCUGGCGAUCAUGGAGAGUCCGCAGCAGAUCUGUGAGUAUUACCCAGCAUUCCUGCAGAAGGUUUUUCACAUGGCGGAAGGUCACGAGACCACCAUGAUCGGCGUCGCUGUGGACACACUGGGGGUCUUGGGCUCCAACGUAGAAGGAAAGCAAGUCCUGCAGAAAACAGGAACCCGAUUUAUUAAUGUUUUCAAGCGAAUCGGCCACCAUGCGAGCGAUGGCCCCACCGAGCUGAGAGUGCGAUGUUUAGACGCCAUCGCCUCCAUCUUGUUCCUGCCGCCGGAUAAUCACACGGAGGAUCUUCUAGCAAUGGCUGAAUCCUGGUUCCGGUGCCUGUCCACUCAGCCCAUGGAAAUGUUCCGCAGCAUGGCCUCCCAGCCCUUCCCAGAGCUGCACUGCAGAGCCCUGAAGGUUUUCAUAGCCGUGGCCAACCAGCCGUGGGCGCAGAGAAUGAUGAUCGAGAGCCCCGGCUUCAUGGAGUACAUUGUGGACCGAAGCGUCGACCUGGACAAGGAUUCCAAGGACGCCAAGUUUGAACUUGUUAAAGCGCUUAUCAACGCCAAAACCACAGCGCAAGUGUUCGGGAACCAGCACUACCUGAGGCUGCGUGCCUACCACCGGGAGGGCCCCUACUACGUCAAAGCCGUGUGCACCGUGGCUGUGGAUGGAGCGGAGUAGGUAGCCGUAUGUAGGGGCCCUGCACUGUCUGUUCUGGGGGCGAUGGUGGCAGAAGAACCCCCAUCCAGAACGUCCUCUGUAACCUGAUAGUCCUCACUAUGCUCUGGAUCUCUGCUUGCUGUCAGGGUAUGUGAACACUCCUGAGGCCGCCUGUCCUGGUGUUCACUCUGGAGCAGGACGCCACCAGGUUCUUGUUUUUUAAGCCUUUGGAUAAAGUUCUACUCACUUACAGCAAGCAGAGGUCUUGGAAAUAAUGAGAAACUGAAUUAUGUGAGAAAACUACAGAAUGUUUCUUAUAUCAGGACUGAGCUCAUGGUCCAUGUGUCCUGAUGUGACCGCCCUGGGGGCCCCAGAGGAGGGGCCGAUGGACUGCAGCCUGUUCACACCUGUGCCCAAUUGUCAUGAAGUUGAUGAGAAUUGAUAACAAGAUGGCUUCCCAUUAAAGCAGCGGUAUGAGAUGAGGAGAGGGUCCUGCUUCUCCGGUUACAGCGCCCCCUCCCCAUC
Molecule: messenger RNA, 2041 nt
Organism: Bufo bufo (common toad)
Lineage: Eukaryota; Metazoa; Chordata; Amphibia; Anura; Bufonidae
Gene: PSMD5
Product: proteasome 26S subunit, non-ATPase 5
Exons: 10
Coding region: 23-1537 (504 amino acids)
Biological process (GO): proteasome assembly
Cellular component (GO): cytosol
Source: RefSeq, a predicted model, not a curated record